This is a messenger RNA of Brassica napus (rape), 1278 nucleotides long. RefSeq names its product putative F-box protein At3g22650. The coding region runs from base 1 to 1041 and encodes 346 amino acids. Lineage: Eukaryota; Viridiplantae; Streptophyta; Magnoliopsida; Brassicales; Brassicaceae. The transcript is spliced from 4 exons. The record is from RefSeq and is a predicted model, not a curated record.
AUGGUGCUAAGCACCCCUAUUUAUACUAGUAAGUGGAGACUACAAAUAUUUCUUCUUCUUCUUGGGCUUCUUGGGUCUUGGGCUAAUGAGGGAAAAACCCAACAAUUACCACAUUUCCUUGGCUACGGAAGGGAGCAAACACUUAUCCACUGUGAUGGUCUAUUCCUCGUGCAUGCUCCUAACCGGAGUCAAUCUCACCUCUACUUGUGGAAUCCAUUCCUCGGAGACUCUAGCCAGAUAUUCCCGUGCGAUAGCAUCUUUUCGUUUGAAUACUUGGGUAUAGGUUAUCGUAAGGUCCCAGCCAAUACUCCAAGAAACUAUACAAUAUUGGGGUUCUCAGGGAAAGAUGAAGGGUCUGUGGAGAUUUUGGAUUUGGAAACUUGUGUAUGGAAGAAACUUCAAGCGAAGCUUGACUGGCUAGUUCACCCUUCUUGUCAUGGAUUAUCAAUCGGUGGUAAUAUGUACUGGCUAACCUCUAGCAACACCAUUCAACUUUUCAGUUUUACAACUGAAGAGUUCAAAAAGCUUGGUGAACUAGUGUUUGUCCACGAUGAAAAAACACAAGCCAUGUCGCUUUCUUCUCAUAAAGGAAACAGACUCUCGUUGUUACUUCAAGGUCUCACUGGAGAUAUUGCGUUUUGGGUUUCAAGCCCUCUGGAUGAUGAGAUUGUCUCGUGGACAUGCCUCCUCAAUGUUUCUGAUCCCAGAAUCCCGUCUCUAGGAGACGAUUCGGUUUAUUCUCCACAUUUCCUCGAGAAAAACGACACCAUCGUACUUCUUAGUAGAGAGAAGGAAGAACGUGAAGAGUGGGAUGAAGCUUUUCUGAAAACGGGUGAUGAAGAAGUUUCAAAAGCAUAUAUAAGCCUCCUCAAAAUCAACAAAAAAGGAGUACUUGGUCGUGUUCGCAUUGUUGAAACAUCUUUUUGGCAUCCUUUCUUUUGCGGCUAUGUAUACACGCCGAGUCUCGUCCGAGUUCCAUAUCUGCCUCACCGUCCAUCCCAUUUCAGGUCUGAGUGUUCCAGACCUUUGAAGAUCUCUUGAAGCCAGGCUCUGUCAUUGCUACCAGCGUUGGAGUUAUAGAUACCUUUCAGGUCUGAGUGAUCUCUUGAAGCCAGGCUCUGUCAUUGCUACCAGCGUUGGAGUUAUAGAUACCUUUCAGCUUGGGAUACUUUGUUUGUGUGACCUUUUGAAUUACUAUGAUUCAGACUCUUGUCUUUUCAAUUUCAAGACUUGGGUUUUUUAUUUUGCUAUUUGCCAUCGAUGUGCAUGUAUUAGAUC